Molecule: messenger RNA, 898 nt
Organism: Lactuca saligna
Lineage: Eukaryota; Viridiplantae; Streptophyta; Magnoliopsida; Asterales; Asteraceae
Source: the annotation of a GenBank genome assembly
AUGGCGGAAGCUGAACCAGAGAAGCAACAACGACAACAACGAGUCGGAGGGGGAUCAUCAAUUCUGAGGAAACCCUUUUCCGAUCUCACUAACCUCAUCCCUAAACCCCACCGGCAUUCGAUUUCUACUUCAUCAUCCCAAGCGAAGAAGCCCAUAACGUCCACCGAUCCCACCAUGUCCCUUUCCAGAACCGGCUCCACCCAAAUCCAUAGUCUCGUGCAGCAGCAAUUCACCGCUCCGAGGGACCAACAUCCUCUUCCGACUCCUCGGACUCCGAGUCCUGUUACUCUCAAUCUCCCCCACACACAAAAACGCCGGUAUGAUUCGGUUGGUGAUGGGAAGCAUAUAUCUUAUACCGGAAGCCAAACAUUGAUGAAAACUAGAAGCAAGACAAAGGCUGAUGCUAUACCUGUUUAUCCGAUUCAUCUUGAAAGAACAAUAAAUAACAUGAAGAGUAUUCCUAUGCCACCUAGAUACCCACUAAUGGAGAACACCAUUAACAUGGAGCCGCUAUCUGGGGUGAAGUUUAACAACAAAAAGAAAGCAGUUAUGGGUUCUAGUCUUACUGAUCUUUCAAAGAAAUAUGAAGAAAAAAUGGUAGCUACACCUAUCAACAGGUAUGAGGUUAAUGGAGCAGAAGAUUCAUUAGAAUCUAAGUCAACAAAAGUUCAUUUUCCGAAUAACAAGAAAAGGAGGCACUCAUCAAAGAAAAGUUGCAAAAAAUUUGUAUUGCCACAAGAUUUUAUUGACCAACAAAGAGCUUACUUUAAAGAGAUUGAUGAGUAUGAAUUACAAGUCGAAGAAGAAGCGGAUGAAAUAUCCUCCUAAAGAAUAUUGUAUAUUGUCUUCUUGAACUUUAUAGAAGUUUUAGGUGGAUCAAUUGUAGAUCAAAGUGUAU